CUAAAGACAGAGCCAGUGCUGGGUAGUGUGAUGGAUGGGAUCAACAUUAAGAGUCUGGAGGAGAGAUCUGAGGGUGACGUGGCCAGCCCAUCCUCUACUGGCACACAGGUAACAGGUUACACUACAGUACACACAACACACACAACCACAGUUAACACUACACUCACUACACACACACAAAUAACACACAACCACAGGUAACACUACGCUCAUUACACACGGCACACACACGACACACACAUAACACACAAGCAAUAGGUUACACUACACUACACACAACACACACACAACCAGGGGUUAAAAUAAGCCAGUAUGGUAUGGUACGGUGUCCCGGCAAAAUAAAUAGUUGAGCCUAUCACAAUAAUUAAAAUGAAAUUCCAAGAAAGCUAUAGGCAAUUACACCAUUAUUUAACAUUACCACAUGUCAGCUGCAUGAAAAUGAGCGAAUUUACUUGAAAACGGGCGGUAUACCCUCCAAAUUGUGUUGUGGUUUGGUGAGAACACUAACAGAGUUAGACAAAUUGCCGAGACCGAGACACGCGUGUACAGCAGUGGACGCAUCAAUCGCUAAAUUUCAUUACAAUUUCAGGUUUUUUGUUACAGAUGUAUCUUUCCAUUCAUCAAUUUGCGGGUGCACAGUGCACUGUUUGGAUGCUGGAUUUAUUUUGUGAGUGGAAAAACGUGUGCGGGUAGCCAACAGGAGCGACCUUUUGAAGUGAUUGUUUGACAAUCAGAUGAAAACAUCAUGAUUGGUUGUGUUUAUGCCACAUUAAAGGUAAUACAUGAUAAAAGUUAUAUGAUACAUUUUUACUAGGCCUACUAGGCCCACGGAGAUUAGAUAAAUAAAUAAAUAAACUAAAUCAAUGAGGAUUCUAUAUGUAAUUCUAUGAUUAGACCCAUGAAAUAUUUGUAAAAAAUAGUAGGUCCCAUACUGAUACAGACACACCGAGAAAUCUGACUGCAGAUAGGUACUUAGCACAAUAAGAGGCCAUUCCUUCUCUUGCUAGAACAAAAGCUGUCUCUGCUGUGUACUGACCUGGUACCAACGAUCCUGCCAUUUAUACUUGUAGAAUCGCAAUGCUCGUCAGUGGCCAAGAGCUUGACUUUGAGCCAAUCAGAGAGCACAAACCUCCAUGUGGGGGAGCCGACAGAAGAGACAAGAAAAAUGAAAAAAAAUAGGGCACAUUGCCCAGUGUAAUCCACCCCCUUUUCAUCCGCAUUGUUCUUACUAAAACAAUAAAGCUGCAUAAAACAUAUUUUUAUUAUUUUGUUAGGUUCAAUUUGAUAAUAUGCACCUGCUCAUUAGUUAGCAAGCUAACUAGUUAACGUUAGCUUGCUAACUGAGCCAGGAAGUCACACACACUUCAUAUGUAACGAAUGGGGUGGUAAGUGCAGCACAAUGCACACAACACUACAUGUUUGUCUUUAUCAAGCUAUCUUUCUAGCAAGAUGAUGAAUCAUUGAAUUCACUUUCCAUUAUUCCAUACUGCCAAUGCCAGUUCGCUUGCUAGCUAACGUUAGCUAAACGGUUAGCACAACAUAGCUAGCACAACAUAACUAGCUAGCUACUCCACCGACUCUCGACAGCUAACAGGCAGCUGCUUUAUUCAAAAACAAAUCCAUUGUGAUUUAAUUAUAAUGUUGCUACCUACGCUAGUUAUUUAGUUGUGGCCAUCUGGUUAGUAUCAACAACGGCUUACUACAAAUUCUAGUUAGCUAGCAACAACAUUAACGCAGCUUGCUAGUUAGCUUACAUUAGCUACAGCAGGCACAAGUCAAACAAGCUACUGCCACCUUGUGGCCUGGAGUAUUUAAGCGAAGCAAAUCAGAGGUAAACUGUUCUAUGUGAACAACAAAAACUUAACUGCCACACUCUGGGCAGAGGUGCUAAGUACCUAUCGGCAGUCAGAUUUCUCGGUGUGUCUGACCCUUAAGAAAUUAAAUCUACUUUCACCCCUGCACACAAAACACACACACACAACACACACACUUUGAAAAGAAGGUUGACAACAUCCGCUCCUCAUUCACUCAGCCUAUUGAGUCCACUGGUCCCACUCGAACAGAUCUACCCUACGCCUUGAUCUCUUUCUCCCCUCUAUCUCCAAGGGGAAAUCCUGCAACUAGUGAGGUCCUGCCGCCCGACAUCCUGCCCGCUCAGCCCCAUCCCCUCCUCCCUUCUCCAGACCAUCUCUGGAGACCUUCAAUUCCUCACUUCCCUCAUCAACUCAUCCCUGACCACUGGCUGCGUCCCCUCUGACUUCAAAAUGGCUAGAGUCACUCCCCUCCUCAAUAAACAAACACUCAACCCCUCUGAUGUAAAAAACGACCCCUCUUUUCUUUCCAAAACACUUGAGCAUGCUGUUUCUGACAACUGUCUCACUAUCUCUCUCAGAACGAUCUUCUUGGCCCUAACUAGUCAGGGUUCAAGACUCAACCAAGACUGCUCUCCUCUGUGUCACGGAGGCUCUCUGCACUGCCUAAGCUGACACUCUCUCCUCUGUUCUCAUCCUCCUAGAUCUAUCCGCUGCCUUCGGCAUCGUGAACCAUCAUGUCCUCCUCUCCACCCUCUCAGGGCUGGGCGUCUCAGGCUCGGCACACUGUUCGAUUGCAUCCUACCUGGCAGGCUGCUCCUACCAGGUGAUGUGGAGAGGAUCUGUGUCUGCACCACAUAAUCUCACUACUGGUGUCCCCGGGGCUCGGUUCUAGGCCCUCUCCUCUUCUCUCUAUGCCCCAAGUCACUCGGAUCCGUCAUGUCCUCACAUGGUCUCUCCUAUCACUGCUAUUUGGAUGACACUCAAUUUAUUUUCUCCUUCCCCCUUCUCACACCCAGGUGGCGUGCCUGGCAGAUAUCUCAGCUUGGAUGUCGGCACCCCACCUCAAGCUCAACCUCGACAAGACGGGGCUGCUCUUCCUCCCGGGGGAAGGCCCGCCCGCUCCAAGACCUCUCCAUCAUGGUUGACAACUCUACGGUGUCCCUCUCCCAGAAUGCAAAGAACCUUGGCGUGACCCUGGACAACAUCAAAGUAGAGACUUGCUCCUGCAGGUUCAUGCUCUACAAAAUCUGUAGAGUAAGACCCUACCUCACACAGGAAGCGGCGCAGGCCCUAAUCCAGGCAAUUGUAAUCUCCCGUCUGGACUACUGCAACUCUCUGUUGGCUGGGCUCCCCGCUUGUGCCAUCAAACCCCUAUAACUUAUCCAGAACAUUGCAGCCCGCCUGGUGAUCAACCUUCCCAAGUUCUUCCAUGUCACUCCGCUCCUCCGCACCCUCCACUGGCUUCCAGUCGAAGCUUGCAUCCACUACAAGACCAUGGUACUUGCCUAUGGAGCAGCAAGAGGAACUGCCCCUCCCUACCUUUAGGCUAUGCUCAAACACCAAACCCCAACCCCAGUACUCCGUUCUGCCACCUCUGGUCUCUUGGCCCUCCCACACCUAUGGGAGGGCAGCUCCCGCUUAGCCCAGUCAAAGCUCUUCUCUGUCCUGGAAAUGGUGGAACCAGCUUCCCCCUAAAGCUAGGGUAGCAAAGUCCAUGCGUAUCUUCCGAAAACAUCUCAAACCCUACUUCUUUAAAGAGUAUCUAAAAUUAAAGAUGAAUGCACAAACUGUAAGUCACUCUGUAUAAAAGCUGCUAAAAUCUGCUUAAUUACUAAAAUUUAAAUUUUAAAUAUAGAACAUAACACACAGGUAACAGAUUACACUACACACUCAACCACACAAUCACACAUGGCAACACUCAAUCACAACUUUUAAACAUAGUACCAUUUUGCUAACAAUAUGUGUGAGAUUGUCAGAGUGGGAGAGUGUGAAAGAGCGAGAGAGAUUGUGGGUAUGCGCCUGCAUGUGUUUAUGUGCUAUGUGUUUCAACUAUGUACAGUGAGGGAAAAAAGUAUUUGAUCCCCUGCUGAUUUUGUACGUUUGCCCACUGACAAAGACAUGAUCAGUCUAUAAUUUUAAUGGUAGGUUUAUUUGAACAGUGAGAGACAGAAUAACAACAAAAAAAUCCAGAAAAACACAUGUAAAAAAUGUUAUAAAUUGAUUUGCAUUUUAAUGAGGGAAAUAAGUAUUUGACCCCUCUGCAAAACAUGAUUUAGUACUUGGUGGCAAAACCCUUGUUGGCAAUCACAGAGGUCAGACGUUUCUUGUAGUUGGCCACCAGGUUUGCACACAUCUCAGGAGGGAUUUUGUCCCACUCCUCUUUGCAGAUCUUCUCCAAGUCAUUAAGGUUUCGAGGCUGACGUUUGGCAACGAACCUUCAGCUCCCUCCACAGAUUUUCUAUGGGAUUAAGGUCUGGAGACUGGCUAGGCCACUCCAGGACCUUAAUGUGCUUCUUCUUGGGCCACUCCUUUGUUGCCUUGGCCGUGUGUUUUGGGUCAUUGUCAUGCUGGAAUACCCAUCCACGACCCAUUUUCAAUGCCCUGGCUGAGGGAAGGAGGUUCUCACCCAAGAUUUGACGGUACAUGGCCCCGUCCAUCGUCCCUUUAAUGCGGUGAAGUUGUACUGUCCCCUUAGCAGAAAAACACCCCCAAAGCAUAAUGUUUCCACCUCCAUGUUUGACGUGGGGAUGGUGUUCUUGGGGUCAUAGGCAGCAUUCCUCCUCCUCCAAACACGGCGAGUUGAGUUGAUGCCAAAGACCUCGAUUUUGGUCUCAUCUGACCACAACACUUUCACCCAGUUCUCCUCUGAAUCAUCCAGAUGUUCAUUGGCAAACUUCAGACGGGCCUGCAUAUGUGCUCUCUUGAGCAGGGGGACCUUGCGGGCGCUGCAGGAUUUCAGUCCUUCACGGCGUAGUGUGUUACCAAUUGUUUUCUUGGUGACUAUGGUCCCAGCUGCCUUGAGAUCAUUGACAAGAUCCUCCCGUGUAGUUCUAGGCUGAUUCCUCACCGUUCUCAUGAUCAUUGCAACUCCACGAGGUGAGAUCUUGCAUGGAGCCCCAGGCUGAGGGAGAUUGACAGUUAUUUUGUGUUUCUUCCAUUUGCGAAUAAUCGCACCAACUGUUGUCACCUUCUCACCAAGCUGCUUGGCGAUGGUCUUGUAGCCCAUUCCAGCCUUGUGUAGGUCUACAAUCUUGUCCCUGACAUCCUUGGAGAGCUCUUUGGUCUUGGCCAUGGUGGAGAGUUUGGAAUCUGAUUGAUUGAUUGCUUCUGUGGACAGGUGUAUUUUAUACAGGAAACAAACUGAGAUUAGGAGCACUCCCUUUAAGAGUGUGCUCCUAAUCUCAGCUCGUUACCUGUAUAAAAGACACCUGGGAGCCAGAAAUCUUUCUGAUUGAGAGGGGGUCAAAUACUUAUUUCCCUCAUAAAAAUGCAAAUCAAUUUAUAACAUUUUUGACAUGCGUUUUUCUUGAUUUUUUUGUUGUUAUUCUGUCUCUCACUGUUCAAAUAAACCUACCAUUAAAAUUAUAGACUGAUCAUGUCUUUGUCAGUGGGCAAACGUACAAAAUCAGCAGGGGAUCAAAUACUUUUUUCCCUCACUGUAUUUAAUGUUGCUCAUCUGAGAACUGCCCAUGUACUUCCUGUUGUGUUGAACCCUGACUUCUAACCAAUGACCCCUGACCAUUGACCUCUACCCAGGAUCCUCUGAUGGGUCUCCUGGAGGGGCGGGAGGAUCUGGAUAAGGAGGAUAAACCGGAGCCAGAGGCCAUCUAUGAAACCAACUGCCACUGGGAGAGCUGCAGCAAGGAGUUUGACACGCAGGAGCAGCUAGUCCACGUGAGUAGGGACAGGAGGUUUUCCUGACUACGUGACUUGGCCUGGAUAAACUCUGGGCCCCCGGCACUAGUUAGGGCCCAGAGUUUUUCUGGUCAGGUCAUGAGCAAAAAGUAUUGGCCUUACAUAUACACACUGUAUGCGAGAAGGGAAAGGAGGGGAAAGGUUGGGAACCGUUGGUUUGAGUUAGUCUAGAGUAGCGGUUUCCAACUAUGGUCCUGGAGAGCCACACAAAACACAGGAUCCGUGUAAAGACUCUUAUCAACAUUACAAUGACAAUAAAAUCUCUCUGUCUUCCACAGCACAUAAACAACGAGCACAUCCAUGGAGAGAAGAAGGAGUUUGUGUGCCACUGGCAGGAGUGUUCCAGGGAGCAAAGACCUUUCAAGGCCCAGUACAUGCUGGUGGUUCACAUGCGCAGGCACACAGGAGAGAAACCGCAUAAGUGUACUGUGAGUAUACUACAGUAUUCUGAUCGCUCUCUCUCAAACUGAGCUUUGAAAUGGACUGUUAUAUGAAUUCAAAUUCAGUUUAGAAUCAAAUUUCAAAUUCAUAAAAUAAUUUCAAAAAUCAUUUUGAGAGAGAGGUACAGUAUAGGUAGUAUACUCACAGUGCAUGUAUGUGGCUUUAAUCGAAAUGCGCUACCUGACAGUGAUUACAUCAGACCUUGUCUUUCAGUCUACAUUACGUAUUGGUAUUUGUACAGUACGUGUGGUUCAGUUUGAGCAGGUUAACAAGACAUUUUGUGUCUGUGUUUCAGUUUGAGCUGUGUUAUAAUGCGUUAUGUGUGUUUCAGUUUGAGGGAUGUAAUAAGAUGUGCAUCUAUUGUUUCAGUUUGAGGGGUAUUAUACAAUGCAUUCAGAAAUUAUUCAGACCCCUUGACUUUUUCCACAUUUUGUUACAUUACAGCCUUAUUCUAAAAUGGAUUAAAUUGUUUUUUCCCCCUCAUCAAUCUACACACAAUACCCCAUAAUGACAAAGCAAAAUCAGUUUUUUUGACAUUUUUGCAAAUGUAUUAAAAAUGAAAAAUAAACUGAAAUAUUAUAUUUACAUAAGUAUUCAGACAAUGUACUCAGUACCAGUGGUGUAAAGUACUUAAGUAAAAAUACUUUAAAGUACUACAUAAGUGGUUUCUUUGGGGUAUCUAUACUUUACUUUACUAUUUAUAUUUUUGCCAACUUUUACUUUUACUUCACUACAUUCCUAAAUAAAAUAUUAUUCCAUACAUUUUCCCUGACAGCCAAAAGUACUCGUUACAUUUUGACACGAAAAUUGUCCAAUUCACACACUUAUCAAGAGAAUGUCCCUGGUCAUCACUACUACCUCUGAUCUGGCGGACUCACUAAACACACAUGCUUAGUUUGUAAAUUAUGCCUGAGUGUUAGAAUGUGCCCCUGGCUAUCAGUCAAUAAAAUAAAUAAAAUAAAAUGGUGACGUCUGGUUUGCUUAAUAUAAGGAAUUUUAUAUGGUUUAUACUUUUACUUUUGAUACUUAAGUAUAUUUAAAACCAAAUACAAUUUGUAAGUCGCUCUGGAUAAGAGCAUCUGCUAAAUGACGUAAAUGUAAAUGUAAUUGUAAAUACUUUUAGACUUUUACUCAAGUAGUAUUUUACUGGGUGACUUUCACUUUUACUUAGUCAUUUUCUAAUACGGUAUUUUUACUUUUUAGUCAAGUAUGACAAUUGAGUACUUUUUCAACCACUGCUCAGUACUUUGUUGAAGCACCUUUGGCAGUGAUUACAGCCUCAAGUCUUCUUGGGUAUGACGCUACAAGCUUGGCACACCUGUAUUUGGGGAGUUUCUCCCAUUCUGAGGUCCUGAGUGCUCUGGAGAAGGUUUUCAUCAAGGAUCUCUCUGUACUUUGCUCCGUUCAUCUUUCCCUAGAUCCUGACUAGUCUCCCAGUCCCUGCCGCUGAAAAACAUCCCUAUAGCAUGAUGCUGCAACCACCAUGUUUCACCAUAGGGAUUGUGCCAGGUUUCCUCCAGACGUGACGCUUGGCAUUCAGGUCAAAGAGUUCAAUCUUUGUUUCAUCAGACCAGAGAAUCUUGUUUCGCAUGGUCUGGGAGUCCUUUAGGUGGCUUUUGGCAAACUCCCAAGUGGGCUGUCAUGUGCCUAUUUCUGAGAACUGGCUUCCGUCUGGCCACUCUACCAUAAAGGCCUGAUUGGUGGAGUGCUGCAAAGAUGGUUGUCCUUCUGGAAGGUUCUCCCAUCUCCACAGAGGAACUCUGGAGCUCUGUCAGAGUGACCAUCGGGUUCUUGGUCAUCUCCCUGACCAAGGCCCUUCUCCCCCGACUGCUCAGUUUGGCCGGACGGCCAGCUCUAGGAAGAUUCUUGGUGGUGCCAAACUUCUUCACUGUGUUCUUGGGGACCUUGAAUGCUGCAGAAAUGUUUUGGUACCCUUGCCCAGAUCUGUGCCUCGACACAAUCCUGUCUCGGAAAUCUACAGACAAUUCCUUCGACCCCAUGGCUUGGUUUUUGCUCUGACAUGCACUGUCAACUGUGGGACCUUAUAUAGACAGGUGUGUGCCUUUCUAAAUCAUGUCCAAUCAAUGGAAUUUACCACAGGUGGGCUCCAAUCAAGUUGUAGAAACAUCUCAAGGAUGAUCAAUGGAACAGGAUGCACCUGAGCUGAAUUUCGAGUCUCAUAGCAAAGUGUCUGAAUACUUAUGUAAAUAAGGUGUUUCUGUUUUGUUUUGUUUUUUAAUUCUAAAAACCUGUUUUCAUUUUGUCAUUAUGGGGUAUUGUGUGUAGAUUGAUGAGGAACAAAAUUAAUGUAAUCAAUUUUAGAAUAAGGCUGUAACGUAACAAAAUGUGGAAAAAGGGAAGGGGUCUGAAUACUUUCCUAAUGUACUGUACGUUUGAGCUGUGUUAUAAUGCUUUAUGUGUGUUUCAGUUUGAGGGGUAUUAUAAGACAUUGUUUACCUCUGUUUCAGUUUGUGGGUUGUAAUAAGGCCUACUCUUAGUAUGUGUCUUGUGUGUUUCAGUUUGAGCUGUGUUAUAAUGCUUUAUGUGUUGUUUCAGUUUGAGGGCUGUAAUAAGGCCUACUCUCGCCUGGAGAACCUGAAGACCCACCUGCGGUCUCAUACAGGGGAGAAGCCGUAUGUCUGUGAACACGAGGGAUGCAACAAAGCCUUCUCCAACGCCUCAGACAGAGCCAAGCACCAGAACCGCACACACUCCAAUGAGGUACACACUAUCAAUCAACCAAACAAUCAGACAAUCAAUCACACUAACUCGAACUGCUGACAUCAUCACUUGCUUAAAGGGAUUGUUCACUCAAAUUAUUGAUUUAAAUUGUUUUAUGAAUACUUAGUGAAUGAUCUAUCGAUUACGUUGAAAUCUAUGAUUUAUCUCACAGAUUUAUCUCUUGUUUUGACAUCAUGAGAGACUAUUUGAAAUACAGAUGGCAUAAGAAAUAACUUCAAAUAGUUACAAAUGUCUGACCUGAAUUCAAGUUUUGUUACCAUGUCCAAUCGUGUUGUGUCCUCCUGUCCCACUACAGAAGCCGUAUGUGUGUAAGAUCCCUGGGUGUACGAAACGCUACACAGACCCCAGCUCUCUGAGGAAGCACGUGAAGACAGUCCACGGCCCUGAGGCUCACAUCACUAAGAAGCACAGAGGAGACACUGGGCCCCGGCCGCCUGGCUCAUCACUGACCACUGGUGGACAGUCUGGUGAACUGGUGCUGGAGAAAGAGGAGGCUGGACACAGGGAGGACUGCAAACUGCUGGCGCCUGAAUCUGCUCUGGUGAGUUUAGACCAUUGGAGGCUCCUGAGGGGAGGAUGGCUCAUAAUAAUGGCAGGAACGGAGCGAAUGGAAUGGCAUCAAACACCUGGAAACCAUGCGUUUGAUGUAUUUGAUACUAUUCCGCUUCAGCCUUUACCACAAGCCCGUUCUCCCCAAUUAAGGUGCCACCAACCUCCUGUGGUUUAGACUGGAGAACUGAGAAUGAAAUCUUCUUCUUCUGACUCAACUCCUGCUCUCUGUGGUGUCCAUCUUCUAUAGAGUUCUUCCAAAUGUUUUAAGCUACAUGUAUUAAGCUACAUUAUCAUCUCUCUUUCUUCCAGAAGUCUCAGCCCAGUCCGGGUGGCCAGUCGUCCUGCAGUAGCGAGCGUUCUCCACUGGGGAGCACCAACAACAACGACAGUGGUGUGGAGAUGAACCUGAACGCAGCAGGGAGUCUGGAGGACCUGACCGCUCUGGAGGACGGAGGGGCGGGAGGAGGAGGGGAGGCGGGGGGAAGAGGGCAGGGCACGGCAGGGAUGGGGGGCAUGUCGGCUCAGGCCCUAAAGAGACUAGAGAACCUGAAGAUAGACAAGCUGAAACAGAUCAGACGGCCCACUCCACCCGGACGCUGUGGUAGGAGUAGCAAGCUACCAGCACUCACAGGUAUGUAAAGUCGCUUGUAGAUGAAAAACUAUGGUUGAACCAGUGAUUUUAAACCUGGUCCUCAUCUAUAGAGGACCAUUUACCUAAAAUCGGACCUGGGAGUAAGAUGCUUAGCUUGGAUUCAGUUCACAAUACUUAUGCUUUCCUCUUGAACAACCCUUGAAGAGUAAGGCCAACUCAAACUUAUGCACUGCAGUGCAUAGAUGAUAUCGAUUGAAGCAAAAAAUGACAUUCACUCUCAAAUUGUAGCAGUAUUUUCUGUGCCAGACAUUUAAUUUGAUGUUUCUCAUCCUGUCUUGUUUCUCCAGGUGGUCCAGGAGAGAUGAUGGGAGGGAUGUGUUCUCCCUCACCCAUCCUCUCCAACCGCCGUGUCAUGGAACUGUCCAAUCACGAGCUGGGGGGCGGACCCUCUGGCAUGGCCCUCCCUAUCAGUGACCGGAGGGGGAGUAGCACCAGCAGCCUGAGCUCUGCCUACACAGUGAGCCGUCGAUCUUCCAUGGUGUCCCCCUACCUCUCCAGCCGGCGCUCGAGCGAGGUCUCCCAGUUAGGAGUAGGAGGAGGUAAUAUUUUUGUUUUGUAACUUUGUCUUCUUUUAAUCAUUACAUGUUAUUUGUUUAACCAUGGUCCUCCAUGGCACUUUGGAAACAACUGUUUUCAUUAAUGUUUUUAAAGAGAUUCUCCGGUACUUUUGUAUACUUUUUAGCCAGUAGUUCUGAAAGUAGUGUUCCCGAGCCAAAAGUGGUCCCCCAAAAUUGUGUACUACAUCAUAUAUGUGCAGACAUACAGUACAAGUCGAAAGUUUGGACACACCUACUCAUUCAAGGGUCUUUCUUUCUUUUUACUAUUUUCUACAUUGUAGAAUAAUAGUGAAUACAUCAAAACUAUGAAAUAACACAUAUGGAAUCAUGCAGUAACCAAAAAAGUGUUAAACAAAUCAAAAUAUAUUUUAUAUUUGAGAAUCUUCAAAUAGCCACCGUUUGCCUUGAUGACCGCUUUGCACAGUCUUUUAUUACUUGUUAAACCAAAUAUAUAUAUAUUUUUCAAUUGUAUUAGUGUAAAAUAAUAUAUUUUCCCUUUUUUUGCAUACAAUAUAGCUCCGUAUUUGUAUUAUUUAUUUUAUACAGUCUUUUUUGCUCAUCUUUGUCCAAGGUGCCAAUAUAUAUUUUACCAAUCGAACGAUACAGCUGUGUUAGUAACUGCAUCAAACUACUUUUCUUCUCAACUUUUACAAACAACUGAAAUGUGGACCACUUUCCCAGCACUUUAGACAACAACUUAGGGGGUAUGACAUCUUGGUCUGCAUAUCUGCUAUUUAAAUCUGAAAUCAGAACAGAAAUAACUUCUACCAAUCAAGAGGUACAGCUGUUUUAGUAACUGCGUCCACUACAUUCAUUAAGCUAACUUCCCACUGUUGAAUUAACUUUCAUAGAACUGUAAGAAAAUUCCAAUUUUAGCACUUGGGGAGCACAUUCUAAACAUGAGACAAUGAGUUAACAUUGUGACCUUUGACACAAAUCAGCUACUUAUACCAUUUUCCCAACAAGCUAGGUAUGAAAUCUUAGUCUACUUCUCCGCUAUUCAAAUCUGGAAUCAGAAUAUAAAUAUAUUUUACCAAUCAAAUUAUAGCACUGGGGGACAGGGUUGGGUAGUAACGGAUUUCAUGUAACGGGGAUUAUGGAACCGAUUACAAAUAUGAACUAACUGUAAUCAGCUCUGAUUACUUUUUCAAAAUGUGUAAUCGGAUUACAGUUACAUUCUUAAAGACGUCUUCCAGCGAUUAUUUAAGUUUUACUGUUGAAAAGCCCAAAUAGUGUUUUUUAGACACAACUGCAGACUUCAAGGAGUAGGGCAUUCAAGGAGUUGGUCUGAUGGGAAUCUGUGAUGACUUGCUUGAGGAACAAUAGAGGAGCAAUAGAGAACAAAAGAGGAAAGGCCCACCCCCCCACUUGUGCUAUGUCAUGACUUACCUGGACCACCUAUUGAGAAGUAAAUCAGGUGUUAAAUUAGGUGAAAAGGAGACUGGAGUGCCACUUUAAAAACCGCUGAUUACAUUUGGGAUUACUUCAUCUAAUAUCAAAAGGGAAAAUGUAUAAAACUGUAAGCAUUGUUGUCAUUUAGCGCACCCUCUUCUCACAUGCUUAAAUAUUUUAUUGUUCUGCUGAUCACCCAUCAAGGGUUGAUAGCUUAUUUUGAAUUCAAACACAUUUAAUGAAUAGGCUUUCGAAACAUUUAACCUGGCCCACUGGUCAAUCAAACAGUCGUCUGGUCAUCUAAAAACACUGUCUUGAACACAACCACUGUUGUUACUGUAGUGGAGAAGAGGGCCAAGCUUUCUGUAGGUCUGAAUAUUAUGUAUCAACUCCUGUAGCUCAGUUGGUAGAGCAUGGCGCUUGCAACGCCAGGGUUGUGGGUUCGAUUCCCACGUGGGGCCAGUAUGAAAAAUGUAUGCACUCACUAACUGUAAGUCGCUCUGGAUAAGAGCAUCUGCUAAAUGACAAAAAAAACUAAUUUUUUAAUAAAUAUAUAUUUUUUAAACACGCCGGCCAUUCAAGGUGAGUGCAUUGGCCUAUUCAUUCAAUUUACUGAUAUCAAUUACGCUGCUAACUAUAAGUAGCCUAAAUAUUAGGCUAUAUUAUUUAGAGUAACUGAUCUAGCUAACCACUUCUUCAGGUGGUGAAUUAGCCCCAAAUGAAUUAGCCUAUGUGAUAUUAGUGCCCAGAAAAAUAGACAAAUGUAGACAAAUUAAUCUCUAUUGAACAAAAAAUUAAAUAAAUCGUGAACCCUAUUUUGGCAGUAAAAUAAUAGCAACAAAAUUCAUGACAAUCACUGGUUUAGGUUGCGCAUCAAGAUAUCUGGAAUCAUGCAUUCCUGUGUGGACUUGUUAGAUUAAACACUUAAUUUAUUGAAUCAUACCAUCAUAGUAUAGAACACUUCUUAAUGAAGAGCGUUGAAUUACUUUAUACUAUAAUUAUAUAGGUAUAAUUUAUACUAUAAUUUGGUCGCACCAAAUUUGACCAAAUCACUGAAAACGUUAGUAUGGAACCCUGUGACUAUAGAUGCGCAGACCGUUCCAUUGACCAGAUUGGCGCACAUUCAACAAAUCUUAUCUACCAAAGUCGAUACUCGUCAAAUCCGUCAAGAUGUAUUGUAACAGACCCACAAUGUGGUUACUUAAGUCUGAUUUGGAAAUACAGUGCAUUCGGAAAGUAUUCAGACCCCAUGACUUUUUCCACAUUUUGUUACAUUACAGCCUUAUUCUAAAAUUGAUUAAAUUGUUUUUUUCCCCUCAUCAAUCUACACACAAUACCCAAUAAUGACAAAGCAAAAACAGGUUUUCUGAUAUUUUUGCAAAUGUAUAAUUUAAAACUGAAAUAUUACAUUUACAUAAGUAUUCAGACACUUUACUCAGUACUUUGUUGAAGCACCUUUGGCAGCGAUUACAGAGUCUUCUUGGGUAUGACGCACACCUGUAUUUGGGGAGUUUCUCCCAUUCUUCUCUGCAGAUCCUCGCAAGCUCUGUCAGGUUGGAUGGGGAGCGUCGCUGCACAACUAUUUUCAGGUCUCUCCAGAGAUGUUAGAUCGGGUUCAAGUCUGGGCUCUGGCUUGGCCACUCAAGGACAUUCAUAGACUUGUCCCCAAGCCAGUCCUGCGUUAUUUUGGCUGUGUGCUUAGGGUCGUUGUCCUGUUGGAAGGUGAACCUUCGCCUCAGUCUGAGGUCCUGAGCACUCUGGAGCAGAUUGUCAUCAAGGAUCUCUCUGUACUUUGCUCCGUUCAUCUUUCCCUCGAUCCUGACUAGUCUCCCAGUCCCUGCCGCUGAAAAACAUCCCCACAGCAUGAUGCUGCCACCACCAUGCUUCACCGUAGGGAUGGUGCCAGGUUUCCUCCAGACGUGACGCUUGGCAUUCAGGCCAAAGAGUUCAAUCUUGGUUUCAUCAGACAAGAGAAUCUUGUUUCUCAUGGUCUGAGAGUCUUUAGGUGCCUUUUGGCAUACUCCAAGCGGGCUGUCAUGUGCCUUUUACUGAGAAGUGGCUUUAGUUUGGCCACUCUACCAUAAAGGUCUGAUUGGUGGAGUGCUGCAGAGAUGAUUGUCCUUCUGGAAGGUUCUCCCAUCUCCACAGAGGAACUCUGGAGCUCCAUCAGAGUGACCAUCGGGUUCUUGGUCACCUCCCUGACCAAGGCCCUUCUCCCCCGACUGCUCAGUUGGCUGGGCGGCCAGCUCUAGAAAGAGCCUUGGUGGUCCCAAACUUCUUCCAUUUAAGAAUGAUGGAGGCCACUGUGUUCUUGGGGACCUUGAAUGCUGCAGAAAUUGUUGGUACCCUUCUCCAGAUCUGUGCCUCAACACAAUACUGUCUCUGAGUUCUACGGACAAUUCCUUCGACCUCAUGGCUUGGUUUUUGUUCUGACAUGCACUGUCAACUGUGGACCUUAUAUAGACAGGUGCGUGCCUUUCCAAAUCAUGUCCAAUCAAUUGAAUUUACCAAAGGUGGACUCCAAUCAAGUUGUAGAAACAUCUCAAGGAUGAUCAAUGGAAACAGGAUGCACCUGAGCUCAAUUUCGAGUCUCAUAGCAAAGGUAUCUGUUUUUUCUUUCUUAAUGUGCAAACAUUUCUAAAAACCUGUUUUCGCUUUGUCAAUAUGGGGUAUUGUGUGUAGAUUGAUGAGGGAAAACAUUUUAUUUAAUCAAUUUUAGAAUAAGGCUGUAACGUAACAAAAUGUGGAAAAAGUCAAGGGGUCUGAAUACUUUCCAAAUGCACUGUAUCUAAAACAUUCACUAUUAGUACUGCAAAAUACUGAUGCUAGUACUUCUGGGCUACUUACUAAUAAUAAUACUACUACCUAGUCUCCCGCUGAAGGCUACUAUCAUUUAUUUAUAAAACACUCUACUACACCAGCCUCAAUUUUUCAACACUAACAAACUACUAAUCUUCUUCCACUAGAUGCACCAUCAUAUUUCUCUCCCCAAAUAAUAGCUUAAAACUUUUCUAAUUCCUUAUGAGUAAAAGUGUAGUUAUUUGUGAUGGAAUAUGUGAUCUAACUACCCCAUACUCCAAAGUAAUAAGGUUUAUAUAGUAGUCGAUCAACGUAAUCAGACCAGAUAUUUUAAUAUAUUAACCUUUGACUAUAUUUCACUGCUUCAGUAAAACAUUUUAAACUUUUAAAGAGCUGAAGCAAGUCCCACAAUGUUUCUUCAUGGAAAAUUACCUUCUAGUUUAGUUUAAAAACUAAAUUUCAAAUUCAAUUGAAGGGUUCCUGGGUCCUGAGCAGGGAGGAGGUGACCCCCUCUCCCCUGAGACCAGCCGCCGAAGAGGGCCCUGCCAUGGUGUUGGAUCGGGAGGAGGGUUGCCAGGUCUGCCUUGUCUAACACCCGCUCAGCAGUACAGCCUGAAGGCUAAGUAUGCAGCAGCAACUGGCGGCCCACCCCCUACCCCGCUGCCCAGUAUGGAACAGGGACCAGGGACACCCGGGAGACGAGGAGGGUUCCUCAGCGAGUACCAGGUACAGACUCUUCUUGUUAGUUUGGUUUUUAAUUAGUGUGGCUUGAGUUGCAAAAUUCUGGUAACUUUCUCAAAAUGUCCAGCUUUUCUGAAUUCUGGAAAACCUGGGAAUUUUUGGAAUUUUGCAACCCUUAAUAUGGCUAGUUUUGUAUUCUUUUGAAUAUCUUAUUCCUAAGUAUUUUUUUAGCAUUCUUUGCUUUUAUUUAUUUUAUUUUGGACAGCAACUUGAGUUGGCGGCAGGUAGCCUAGCGGUUAAGAGCGUUGGCCCAGUAACUGACAGGUGAAAAAUGUGUCUAUGUGCCCUUGAGCAAGGCACUUAACCCUAAUUGCUCCUGAUAAGAGCAUCUGCUAAAUGACUAAAAUGUAAAUGUAUGAAAUGUGCUAUACAAUUUAAGUGUAUCAUUAUUAUUAUUAUUAUCCCCAGGGUCAGCCGCUACCUACGUUCCUGCAGCAGGGGGGUCCGAGGAGACACAGUGCCAAAAUGGGGGAGUAUGGCACCGGGGUCAUCUACCCCCACCAAGCCCCAGGGAAUGCCACCCGGCGUGCCAGCGACCCCGUCCGCUCCACCGGCGACCCACAGGCCCUUCCCAAGGUUGUUGUUGUUGUUGGUAGUAGUAGUAGAUUAAAUUACUAAGACUGCUUUAUUGUUGUUGCUAGCUAUGUAUUUGAGUAUUUACACGUUCAAUAAAUGUUGAUUUGAUUUUGUUUCCCAAGGUGCAACGCUUCAACAGCCUGAACAAUGUGGCCAUGAUGGGCCGGAGGAACGCCCUGCAGCAUUGUGGGUCGGACGCCAACAUCGCCCGCCACAUGUACUCGCCGCGGCCACCCAGCAUCACAGAGAAUGUAAUGAUGGAGGCCAUGGCUAUGGACUCCCAUGGAGCAACCACGGAUGCCAGAAACCACUGCAUGAUGCUUCCUCCAAGAGAAAGAGGCUUCCUGGGCUACCAGUCCCACCACAUGGGGGGUCCCACCAGCCUGUUAUCACCCAGCCACGACAGCCUGGGUUGCCCAGAGCAGGGCUACCAGACACAGGGACAGAUGUUCAUGCAGGGUGGCCACUACCAGGGCACAUCCAGAGGACCAGGUCAGGGCCAGAUGGGGCAGGGGGGACCCAUUCACCCAGAGGGUAUGUCCAACAUCUUGCUGCGGCAGGCUGAGUACAGUAUGAGUACCUGCCAGCUUAGUCCCUCCGGACCACACUACCCCAGCCUGGACCAGGGCGGCCCCGAUGGAGGGACAGGGCCCUGGGUAGAGAGCAGCCAGGUCCAGACCACUCAUGGAGCUCUUCAGACGGGGAUGCAGUAUCAGGACCAGGGCUCUAUGCAGGGCCAGACACAGGGUCUCUACAGUAGCCAGCAGGGUCUGUACACCCAAGGGCCUGAUGGCGGACACAAACUGACCAUCAAACCAGAGCAGCAGCAGUACCACCCAGCCCUAGCCAACCCAGAUGCCUGCCAGAAGCAACUCCACCAACACCAGCAGCAGAGGCCCCAUCCAGGGCAGACACCCAUGCCCAUGCAACCCAUGUCCUCCCAGAGCGGUUACCCCCAGCAGGGGCAGCCUGGCCAGGGCAUGAUGAGGACCACCAACCCCAGCUGUGACUUCCAUGGAGGAGGCAUGGAGAACCAGAACCAGGCCUCCAUGCAGCAAGGGAAGAAGCAGGGUUCCUUCCCCCAAAGCGGAGGCAUCAGCCUGGGGUCGGCUGGGCUGGGUGCUGGGGGUCGCUCCCAGACGCCCAUGAUGCAGGUGAAGGAGAUGAUGGUGAGGAACUAUGUGCAGUCGCAGCAGGUUCUGAUGUGGGGUCAGGAGCAGGACCAGAGGGGGAUAGGAGUGGACGGGAAACCUCUUCCUCUGUCAGACAGCAUGGACAUGACAGGACAGCAGGUGACUUGUUUUCCCUCUCCCUUUUUCUUCUGCUCUUUGUUCCCCCUCUUUUGGUAAAGUGUUUUGUGAUGUUUUCAAGGACAUUUCCUGAAUAAAAUGUGUGUGCUUCUUUUGUCUUGAAGUAUUUAUGGUAGCACUUUAACUAAAUGUUGAUCUCAUUUUAUUUGAUUCAGGUGGCCAUGAUGCAGCAACAGCAGCAGCAUAGUCCCCAACACCAACAGAACCUCUACCCCAACCCAGGCUCCAGCUACCCUGGCUACCCCACCAACCAGAACCUGAUGAGCCCCCCAGCACACAACCGAGUCCCCAGCUCUAGCUCCUCCAUCCCCCCGACGGAGGUACCCAUGAUGGGCCUGCCUGGAGGCCCAGGGUCCUGCUACGGCCAGGACAUGGGGGCCCCUGUGGUCCCAAGACCCCCCCAGUGCCGGAAGCCCCUCAUCAGGCAGAAUAGUGUCCAGUCCCAGGAAGGUGGAGGGUACCUGGGCAGUCCUCCUCACCUCAGCCCAGUCCACUCUACCUCCAGCCCUAGGAGUGUGGUCCGUCUGCCCCCUGUCCAGAGCCAUCAGACCCACCAGGAGAUCUUCUCCCCCUCAAACAACAUCAACAACAACAUGUACUACUCUGGCCAGAUCCACAUGCAUCACCCUGACAUGGACAAGCAGCAGAUCAGCCACCCUCACCAGGAUCCAACCCAGACCGGGCCCUGCCUCGACCAGCACCAACACCAACAGCACCUGGUAACCCACAUGGAUCACCAGGGCAAUAAGUCUGCGUCCCUAGCCUACCUUCAUGAGUCGACCCCCAUCUCCAAUGCUCUGGAGAACCUAGAUCUGGACAACGCCCAGAUAGACUUUACCUCCAUCAUCGACGACCCAGACCCCUCGUCAUUCAGCCCCAUCAACCCUCCUCUCCAUGGGGGUUCAUCCCAGACCUCAUCCCGCCUCACCACCCCCCAGACAUCCAUCACCCUGCCCCCCUCUGGGCUCCCUAACAUGGCUGUAGGAGACAUGACCUCCAUGUUGACCUCUCUGGCCGGAGAGAACAAGUACCUUAAUACACUGUCUUAG
This is a messenger RNA of Coregonus sp. 'balchen', 18540 nucleotides long. The record is from the annotation of a GenBank genome assembly. Lineage: Eukaryota; Metazoa; Chordata; Actinopteri; Salmoniformes; Salmonidae.